AUGCCCUCUUGGAUUCUCCCUGGGCGCGAAAAUGACCCAGUGAUGCGGUAUAAAACGAUCCUGGAGACAUCAUUCGCGUACUCGCGCACCUUCAAUCCUAGGAAUAUCGAGUAUUACUGGUACUCGCUGUGGGCUCAAACCCUAUCCGACCUAGUGGCAGACAUGUCAAAUUUGAUUGUCGUUCCUCAAUUCCCUGUUUGGUUUGUGCCGGAAGAUGAUGACCACGAGGAUGAAGAAGAUGGCGAUGAUCCUGAGGAGAUAGUACGAAAAGAUCCGGAUUCGAAAGAGAUGGAAGCUUCACCAAGGCAAGCCGACGGCGACGAUGAAGAAGAGGGAGGGGGUGGGGCGGGAAAUGUUUCUGUCGCAUUCACCAUCCCAGAGAAAGAUGCUGAGGGCGUCAUUGUGGAUUUUGCGAUUGUCCAUCUCAAGGCGGUGGCUCAGCCACAGCCUAAGUAUAGGAUUCGCUACGGAGGGUGGAGGAUUACUGAGGCGAACAUUGGCCUUCUCGUCGAAGUGAAACGGUUCGUGAGCAGGAGUCUGACAGGUCAGGAACUGCAUGAUCGGAUCCAUGUACGGGUUGCAGAAGCUACCAUCGACCUCGUCGAGCAAGCAGCACACCUCUUUAUCCAGGAUGAGAACAUGAAUUCCGUGCUGGCCCUGGCAGCUGCAGGUCCAUAUUGGUGCAGCGUCAAAAUUUACCGUAACAACGUCAAGAAGGCUAUGCACCUUAUCAGAGCAAAGGACCCGAGUUAUCGCCCCAAGGAACAUCCCUCUGACCCGAAGCUGAAUUGGAAUGUAAUUCUUCGCGUUGAUCUCGCACGCUCUAGAGACCGGUUACAUACAAUUUACAACGCUUUAAAGGAAAUGAGUGUUUUAGAAAUACCUGCGGGUGUUUGA
Molecule: messenger RNA, 897 nt
Organism: Suillus clintonianus
Lineage: Eukaryota; Fungi; Basidiomycota; Agaricomycetes; Boletales; Suillaceae
Exons: 2
Coding region: 1-897 (298 amino acids)
Source: RefSeq, a predicted model, not a curated record